Messenger RNA from Cottoperca gobio, 2287 nucleotides. RefSeq names its product adenylate kinase 3 (gene ak3). The record is from RefSeq and is a predicted model, not a curated record. The transcript has 6 exons. Bases 588 to 1259 code for a protein of 223 amino acids. Gene Ontology annotation, cellular component: mitochondrion. Gene Ontology annotation, biological process: nucleobase-containing compound metabolic process. Lineage: Eukaryota; Metazoa; Chordata; Actinopteri; Perciformes; Bovichtidae. Gene Ontology annotation, molecular function: AMP kinase activity; ATP binding.
CAACAGCCAUUUUUUGUCUUGAAGGCACAAACGUGAUCAAAAUGUAAACAUAAGGGCUACCACCAAAAUGUAAGCUGAGCAGAGAGAGAGCAGAUUGUUGUUCAGCCCAGCCUGCCUGCACUCUGCAGGUUUGGCCGCUGAGGGGAUCGAGGCUAGGAAGGGAUUAGUCCCCGCAACCCAGCCGACAAAGCUUUAUUCUCCUCUGUAGAUAAUUAUAUAACCGUGUUAUACAAUAAAUACAUCUCCGGGAAACAGUCAACAGUGUCAUGAGCGAGGACAUGUGUCAACUCUCCGGAGAAAGAAGCUCAUUUCGCUCGUGGUGCGUCGACUCGUCGGGGGAGUGGAUCCUCAUCUGCCCCCGCAGCCACUGAGUUGGUGGCAGCUCUCAUCUUCGUCUUCUUCCUCCUCCUGCCUGCGUUUCUGCAGGGAAAUAAAGUCAAGGUCCAGCGAGAGUGCUUGUUACGCACUUCUUGUGAAAGAAGUACCUGCUAAGACAUCCGGACACGGGGUUUCAGGUGAAGGACGCAUCUAUAGUGUUUCUAAAAAAGAAAAGGAAAAACUCGUUUUGAACAAACAAUCGUCCGGAGAUGGUUCUCCAAAGGAUUUUUCGUGCUGUCAUUAUGGGACCUCCGGGGUCGGGGAAAGGAACCGUGUCCUCGCGCAUUACCAAAACUUUUAGCCUGAAACACAUUUCUAGUGGGGACAUUUUGAGAGCUAACGUCAACGCCAAAACUGAGCUCGGUCUGUUGAUGAAGUGCUCUAUUGAUCAGGGUCAGCUGGUACCCGAUGACGUCAUGUCUCGCCUCAUCCUGAGUGACCUGAGAGCGAUGGACCAGAGCAGCUGGCUGCUCGACGGUUUCCCUCGUACAGCGUCCCAGGCCGAGGCUCUGGAUGACAACUACCGUGUGGAUACAGUCAUCAACCUCAAUGUACCUUUCCAGACCAUCAAACAGAGGCUCACUUCACGCUGGACUCACUUUCCCAGCGGCAGAGUCUACAACAUAGAAUUCAACCCUCCUAAAGUCGCUGGUUUGGAUGAUGUCACAGGGGAGCCUCUGGUCCAGAGGGAAGAUGACACACCAGAGACGGUCACACAGAGACUGAAGGCCUAUGAAAACCAGACGGAGCCUGUCUUAGAGUACUACAGGAGUAAAGGUGUGCUAGAGAUCUUUUCUGGGACAGAAACCAACAAGAUCUGGCCGCAUGUCGAGGCUUUCCUCCACAGGAAACUCUUCUCCAUCAAACAGAAAGUUGCAUAGAAAGCCUGAACAGAAAGGCGCGAGAAGGGUUAAAGUUCACUCUAUACGCAUCGUCCAAUCAGGUGCCACUUUCUGUGAAACGAGGAGAGACAUUUGUGUACCAAUAUAUAUUCUGAAUGUCAAAAAAUGUAAGCUAGCGAUAGAAAGACUACAGAUGUUGUUGGAAAAAAAAAAACUCCACUUUUGCACCGUUUCCACAAUUUUGCUGACAUUAGUUGGAGAAACUCUGAGGAUGUUUGCAUAAAAUCCUUCAAACGUCAGCUGUUAGAAUUUGAAGAUGGUCUCUUUAUUUAAAAAUGUGCCUUUAUAAAGCCAGGAGACUUCACUGAAUAGAAAAGCAAGGUUAUGUUCAAGGUACAUUUACAAGAUAUUAAGAGCUAAAUAAGACUUUUUGCUCCCGUCUCAAGUAAUCCUUUGAAAGCAUAACUGCCUUAUUGGGACUGUUUUGUUAUGCAUAAUAAUUACGGGAAGUGUGCCAUGUUCAAUAAAUAACUGUACAUGCUCUUUUGCAUUCAAGUGCCUCUUGCUGCUUUUGAAAAUGUAACAGAUAGCUCAGUGACUAGUGUGUAAAUACCUUUUGAUUAUGGACCAGAUUGAAUAAAGUUUAAACCACAAUUAUAUUGAAAAGAAUGUUUUAAAACUGAAACCAUCGUGUAACAGUUGCUUUUAACCACCUUAAGUCUUAAACACGCUAUAUUGUUUCCAUUUUCACCAGGCAUUCCUCUUUAUGACCAAGUCUUAAAUAUAUGCAGUUAAGAUAUUUGCCAUUUAAUGUGACUUGUGGCUGUAAACAAAUUUGAAAAAUGUAUUAACUUAAAGGUUUGUACAGGGCUACCAUCUUGUUCGAGGAUAUCACAGCAUUAAAUGUUGUGUUUUUUGCACUCAAGUAUUAUGAAUCCACAGAAAUGUUAACUUGCCUUGUAAAUGUACUGUAGCCUAAUGUAUGCGGUGAACGCGUCCUGAAUUGUACUGUGUAUUUCUUUAACACUUGAAUAUGAUAAAAAGCACAUCUCUUCAUAGACAACCUA